AUGACUGUCACGCGUCAUCUUAUAACAUUUUUUCUUCUAAUUAAACUGUUAGUUGGUACUAACGUUGAUGUUCGUUCAGCUGAACUUUCCGAACGAAUCGAUUGUUUUCCUGAAGCUGAAUCGAAAUUUUCCUACUACUCCAAAGAUAAUUGUUUGGCACGGGGCUGCCUAUUCGAUGAAUGGUCUCCUGCAGGUGUAAUACAAUGUUAUGUAAAUCCUAAUUAUGGAUAUAUAUUACGAGAAAAUGCACAGCAAACUUCAAAUGGUAUUCGAUUACGAUUACGAAGAAAUCAAGCAGUCAGUAGUAUGUUUCCAUCACCUAUUGAGAAUGUUGUACUUGAUGUACAACAUUAUACCAAUGAUAUAAUUCGAUUUCGAUUAUACGAUGAAGACAAUCAACGAUAUGAGGUACCAAUCCCAUUAUCGCCUGCCUCUGCUCAAGUAUCAUCACCACAAUAUGAAUUUAUUCAUGGAGCCGAUUCUUCUCGUGGCAAUGCUCAUUCAUUUUCGAUUAAACGUCGAUCAAAUCAAGCUACGUUAUUCGAUACAUCACUUGGUGGUCUUAUUCUUAAUGAUCAAUUUCUUCAAAUAGUAACACGUCUUCAAUCACCACAUGUGUAUGGAUUUGGUGAAAAUAAUCAUGAUACAUUAAAACAUAAUGUUAAUGAACGUAAAACAUGGGGUAUCUUUGCACGUGAUCAAGGUACUCAUUGGGGUUCCAAUGCGAAUCAAUAUGGAUCACAUCCAUUUUAUCUUGUUAUGGAGCAAACAAGCAAUUCUGGCCAAUCUCCAUCAGGUAACAUGCAUGGUGUUCUUUUACUCAAUUCGAAUGCUAUGGACUAUACAUUUUCAUCGGUGCCAUCAUUAACAAUGCGUACAAUUGGUGGUAUUCUCGAUUUUUUUGUAUUUCUUGGUCCAAAACCUGAACAAGUUGUUCAACAAUAUACAUGGUUAGUUGGUCGAUCUAUUUUACCACCUUAUUGGUCACUUGGUUUUCAAAUUGCUCGUUGGGAUUAUGGAAAUUUAACACAUAUGCAACGUGUAGUUAAACGAAAUCGUGAUGCUGGAGUUCCAAUUAGUGUUCUCUAUGCUGAUAUUGAUUACAUGGAUGCUGAAAAAGAUUUUACUAUUGAUCCAAUUAAUUUUCGUGGAAUGAAAGAAUACUUUGCUGAAUUGAAUGCUGAUGGAAUUCGAACUAUUGUCAUUUUGGAUCCAGCUACAGUUGAUGAUCAAGUUCAUUAUGCGCCAACAAUUGAAGGUAUUCGAGAAGAUGUAUUUAUUAAAUGGGAUGAUGGAAAGACAUUAAUGAAAGGAUCCUGUUGGCCCGGCGAUGUUUUCUUUCCAGAUUUUUUUACAAAUCGAACACAAAAUUGGUGGUCACGGUGGAUCAAAGAUUUUCGACGUGUUAAUCUUACAUUCGAUGGCCUUUGGAUUGAUAUGAAUGAGCCUGCUCUAUUUGAUACCAAUGAAGCAGAACCAUGGAAUUCACAUGACACUGGUAGUACUUAUACACUCAAAUGUCCAAUUAGUAAAUUUGAUGAUCCUCCAUAUCGUACUAAAGCUGCCUUUCGCUAUGAUGGUACAAUGACUCGACCAAGUCGUCUAUCCGACCGAACUCUUUGUUUAUCAGCUCAACAAGGUGAAAUUGAUAUGAAAACUGGUAAACCAAAAUAUCGUCAUUAUGAUGUUCACAAUUUGUAUGGAUGGAGUCAAACAAAACCAACCUUAGAUGCAAUGCAACAAGCAACAGGUAAAAGAAGUUUAGUUUUACCACGUUCGACUUUUGUUGGUUCCGGUCAAUGGAGUGGCCAUUGGCUUGGUGAUAAUGGUGCAAAAUGGGAAGAAAUGAAACGAUCUUUAAUUGGAAUGGUUGAAUUUAAUUGGUUUGGUAUUCCAUUUAAUGGUGCUGAUAUUUGUGGUUUUGAUGGAAUUCCCAGUGAAGAAAUGUGUAUCCGGUGGAUGCAACUUGGUGCGUUCUAUCCAUUUUCUCGAAAUCAUAAUAUUUGGAAACUACCAGAUCAAGACCCAGCUGUAUGGUCACCAUCAGCGGUAGCUAUUAUGAUUUCAGCUCUUCAUAUUCGUUAUACUCUUCUUCCAUAUUAUUAUACACUGUUCUAUAAAGCACAUACCCAAGGUUCAACCGUCAUUCGACCAUUAUUUCAUGAAUAUCCAACUGAUAAGACAACACUUGAUAUCUUUCUUCAAUUUCUUAUUGGAUCUGGUCUUAUGAUAGCACCUGUUACAGAUGAUGGAGGUCGAUAUGUUCAAGUUUAUAUUCCAUCAUCACAUUGGUACAAUUUUCACACGGGCGCACGAAUUGCUGUUCAAAGACAAUAUAUAUGGAUGUCGGCACCAUUAGACACGAUCCCAAUCUUCAUUAAAGGUGGAGCUAUUUUGCCUACACAAGGCUACGCUGAAAAUACGAAAUUUUCAAGACAAAAACCAUUUGGUCUUAUAGUUGCACUUGACGCGAACAGUAAUGCUGAAGGUGAUCUCUUCUAUGAUGAUGGUGAAUCAAUCGAUACAGUUGGUUCAAAAGCUUAUUACUAUGCUACAUUCCGGUGGUCAUCUAAUACUCGACAAUUAACAAUUAAUGUUAUUGAAAAUAAUUAUUCUUCUAUGUCAAAUUUAACUUUAGAUACAUUAACGAUCUAUGGAUUAAAUGAUAUACCAUUAAAAUUCACUGCCAAUAAUAAAGAUUUUACACCAACAGUACGACCACAAAGUCAAAUUAUUGAAGUAACAGGAUUAAAAUUACCCAUGGGUGCAAGUCAUGCAAUAACAUGGCAAUUUCCAGAGAUAGCAACAGUACAAAGACCUGAUUUUAUUAAUAAAGAUCCUAAAUAUCGAAUUGAUUGUCAUCCUGAUCCGAAUGCUAGUGAUUUUUCAUGUAGAAAUCGUGGAUGUAUAUGGGACACUAGUUUUGGAAAUGGCAUCGUUGCUUGUGUUGUUCCACAAGAAAAAGGUGGUUAUGCUUUAGCAGGAACUCCACAAAAUGUUUCUGAUGCUAUGACACACUAUGGACUUUCGCGUAUUUCUGCAGCUAAUCAAUUUUCUUUAUUUGGAAAAGAUAUCAAUAAAUUAAAUGUUCAAGUCAGUGUGUCAGGUACCGAUAUGAUACGUUUGACAAUACGUGAUUCAGAUGCAAAACGUUAUGAAGUUCCUGUACCCAUUCGAUGGAAUCCUGUUGCUCCAUCUUCAUCGAAUGGUGCUAAAAUUAAAUUUGAAAUGACUAAAAAUGAAAAUGGACAAGCUGGUUUUCGUGUUCGCCGCACAAAUACAAAUUCAAUUCUUUUCGAUACAUCAUUUUUUGCCGAAGGUUUCAUUUAUGAUGAUAAAUAUAUUCAAAUGAUUACAACUAUUCCAUCUAGAAAUGUUUAUGGUUUUGGUGAAAAUACUCAUCAAUCUUUUCGACAUGUUCUUAAAGGAUCACAUCGUUAUGGUGUAUUUGCUCGUGAUCAACCACCAUAUGGUGGACAUGAGAAUUUGUAUGGUACACAGCCAUUUUAUAUGGUUAUUGAAAAUGAUGGACAAACAUUUGGCAUACUUAUUUUCAAUUCAAAUGCGCAGGAUUAUAAGUUUGAUGAAUUUUCUGAUGAUCAAGCUAUGCUUACUUAUCGAACAAUUGGUGGCAUUUUGGAUGUUUUAUUUUUUGCAGGAUCACAUCCAGAAGAUGUUAUUCGACAAUAUCAACAAGUAAUUGGUACUCCUUAUAUGCCACCUUAUUGGGCACUUGGAUUUCAACUUUGUCGUUAUGGUUACGAUUCAUUGAAUAACAUGAGAGCAGCAACGUUAAGAACAAUCAAUGCAAAUAUUCCUUUGGAUGUUAUGUAUGGUGACAUAGAUUAUUUUCGAAAACGACUUGAUUUUACUUAUGAUCCAGCGAAUUUCAGUGGUUUACCUGAUUAUGUUAAUUGGCUACAUUCAAAUGGCAUGAAAUUUAUUACAAUUCUUGAUCCAGCUAUUGAUUCUGAAGAACCAAACUAUUCGGUUUAUGCUGAAGGACAACGCGAUAAUAUUUGGAUUAAAUGGCCAACACGUCGUAAUGUUCAAUACAGUGAAACCGGUAAUCGAAAUAUGGUUGGCUAUGUAUGGCCUGAUGGUAAAACGGUAUUUCCGGACUUUUUCUAUCCACCAGCAAAACAAUGGUGGAAAUCACAAGUCGUGAACUAUUAUUCUCAAUUGAAAUUCGAUGGUCUUUGGAUUGAUAUGAACGAACCAGCUAAUUUCGAUACAAAUAGAGAAAAACCAUUUAAUUGGAAUCGUCCAGAACCAUGGAGUCUUCAUUGUCCUUUGGAUGAACCAUUAGAAACACCAAAAUAUAAAACAUCAAUUUUAGGUGAUUAUCUCUCGGAUAAAACUCUAUGUAUGAUUGGUGAACAAACAGAUGAACAAGGUAAUAUCUAUACUCAUUAUGAUGUACACAAUCUAUACGGAUGGUCAGAAACAAUGGCUUCAUUACCAGCUGCUAGAGCUACAGAUAAUAAACGAUCGGUUGUUAUUAGUCGAUCGACAUUUCCAACUUCAGGGUCAUUCAGUGGUCAUUGGCUAGGUGAUAAUUCAGCACAAUGGUCACAUCUUAAAUAUAACAUCAUUGGAAUGUUAGAAUUCAAUUUAUUUGGUAUUCCCUAUGUUGGUGCUGAUAUUUGUGGAUUCGAAGGAGACACAACUGAACAAAUGUGUCAACGGUGGAUGCAAUUAGGUGCUUUCAAUCCAUUCUUCCGAAAUCAUAAUGGUUUAAAAUUUAGAGAUCACGAUCCAGGUAAUUUUGCUCCAGCUGCUGUUGCAUCGAAUCGUCGAGCGGUGAUAACACGUUAUCAAUUAAUUCCAUAUUUAUAUACAUUAUUCCAUCGUGUGCACAUUUCAGGUGGUACUGUAGUUCGUUCUAUGGGCCAUGAAUUUCCAUCAAUAACUGAUUGCUUACCGCUCGAUGAACAAUUUCUUUGGGGCUCACAUUUACUUAUUGCUCCAGUUAUCUAUGAAAAUAAUUUUAACAAAUGGGUUUAUUUACCAACAACUGAACGAUGGUUCGAUUAUUAUACUGGUGAAGAAAAAACAACACUUGGAGCAAUAACAGUUCCUGCACCGUUGGAUUUUAUUCCAUUAUUUUUACGUGGUGGAGCUAUUAUACCUCAUCAAUUAUCUGCUUUGAAUACGGUUAUGUCGCGUAAGAAACCAAUGUAUCUUAUUGUUGCACUUGAUAAUAAACAACAAGCUACAGGAGAUCUUUUCUGGGAUGAUGGUGAAUCGAUUGAUACCUAUGAAAAAUCGAUUUAUAAUUAUUUCAUUUUCAACUGUGAUUCAUCACAUUUAACCAUCGACCGAUGGACAUAUAAGUAUCCUGAGAUGGGUAGUGAGAUCAAAUUAGAAGAAAUUAAAAUAUUUGGUAUCAAUAAACAACCAAAUAGAAUUACAUGGAAUGGACAAGAUUUAACACCAAUGGCCAAGUGGACAUUUGAUCCAAACAAAAACAUUUUGAUUAUGAAAGAUUUGGCAUUGGAUUUUUCUAAGACACAUAAAUUUGCUUUUCUUCAAUAA
This is a messenger RNA of Rotaria socialis, 5538 nucleotides long. The record is from the annotation of a GenBank genome assembly. NCBI's taxonomy places the organism in Eukaryota, Metazoa, Rotifera, Eurotatoria, Philodinida, Philodinidae.